Porites lobata is the source of this 4052-nucleotide messenger RNA. The record is from the annotation of a GenBank genome assembly. NCBI's taxonomy places the organism in Eukaryota, Metazoa, Cnidaria, Anthozoa, Scleractinia, Poritidae.
AUGAGAGCGCGUUGUUCCCAAUAUCCAAGAUCCAAGAUGGCGUACAUCGCUUCUCAUUUGAAGAAGGGAAUCACGCAUCAGCAGCGCGUUAUGCGCUUGUACAGAAACAGCCUAAAACACUUACUUUCGUGGUGUAUCGAUAGAGAGUCAUGGAGAGAAGAGGCCUUGAUACUGAGAGAUAGAUUUGAUAAGUAUAAGAACGAGACUGACCAGAAAAUGAUAGACAAGGUUCUGCAAGAUGCAGAAAUCGAAUUUGAAAACAAAAGACACCCGUUUCCCUACAUCGGUAAGUGUUGUACACUUGUUUCCUCUUAUAUAUCUACUGCGAAGGGCAAUACUAAAAUGUUUUGCCGGGUGGAAUGUUACAUUUAAACAAAUACUCUGAAUAUACAUUAUAUCAAUCCAAUAACUGGUCUCAACUGUUUUAGAUCCCGUAAGUCCAGACGGUAGCAAGUGGGAGAGAAACUUGCCACCCCCUCCCCACGUAAGUAUUUUUGUGAUUUGUUGGUGAAAUGUCCGAUAAAUACCGCGAAAGCCAUAUUUUAAAGUCUGCUCUAAUUCUGGAAAGAGAAAAGUUGGAAAAGUUGUAGGUUCAAGGGAAAGCUAAGGACACCCCUAGCAAGGCGGUCAUGUCGAAACGUAGACCAUGCAGACUGCAGACCGUGCAGACUGUGCUGACUGAGUGUUACUUUUAUUUACUUGUACCUUAGUUUUUCCUGUUCCUGCGGUUGUGUUUGGCCCUUGGCUACUUACUCUAUAAUACUUUUCAGUUAGGUGACAAAGAAUUUUUAAUUGACCAACUGAAUGUCCCAACUUCAAUGGUUUCUGGAUGAAAAGUAAACAUAUGGCAAAAAAAUGCAUUUGGAUGUGUAGUACCUAAGGGUUGCCUACAGUGAAUCCAAGGCAAGCCAUCACAAACUGUAAAAGCAGAACCCAAUACUGAUUUUUUAUUGGAUGGAGUCUGGAUUGUGUUUUCAUAAAAACUACUUCACAGAGACUAUUGCAGUACAUAAGACACCUGAAUGACACUUCAGACCCAGUAGCUUUCAAGGCGAUACAUAUGCGAGAAAGCAUGACGAUUUCAGAUCACUGCUUCCACUACAAGUACUUGCCUCUGUUUUAUGUAAAACCGGUUGAAAACUAAUUGACUUUAAAGAAAUCAAGAUAGGUCCGCACUGUAAACUGAGCCUGCGAUUUUCUCAUUUUAUUAGUCAUGGCCGGUAGUCUUCAUUAUGAGAAGAAGCGGGAAACCAGUUAAAGUAUUUACUACUUUAAUUAAUGUCCAACAAGAGAAAUUAAAGUACUUGUGAAUAAAAAUAACACUCAGUCCGCAUGGCCUGCGUUUCAACAUAGUCCACGUGGUCUGCAUUUCAGCAUGACCGCAGGCAAGGACACUAGUGAAUGGGACAGGAAAGACGGCAAAUCUUGAGUGACAGGAGUGACAACAAUAUGUUUGAAAAUCUUUUCUACCACACUUUACGUUCCUUUAAUCAGAUCUUUUUCAUAAGGAACCAGAAAACACCAGUGUUAUAGUGAAGGUCACAACACAACAUGCACAUUAUAGCUCUCUCACACCUAUCACACUCAAGCGUUUUGCCAUCCUCUUUUUUCUGCUGUCCUGUUGUGUAAACUCACUAUUCUAAGUACUUGGAGGGUGCCUAGACUACAGCCUGCAUGGCAGGUACUGCAUAAAGGGGAGGGAAAGAAGGGAGGAGGAGCAUCUGCUGUGAGCCCAAGUGUGUUUGCAUAAUUAACAGUUUAUUAUUGAAUGAGGCUGAGUAUCAUCUGAAGAAUUAUGGAGAUCGAGGAGGGUGUUAUCCACCGAGGUAAUAGGCUGAGGCAGAUAAUACCCUCCGAGAUGUCCAUAAUUUUAAAAACAAGCUUACAUGUAAACAUGCUUACCUCCAUCGAUGUUAAGUUCGUCUUCGAUAGUGCAUCUUUAUCAGCAGGUUUAGGAGAUAAAGGGUUGUUCAGUUCUGCAAAUAUUCUCCAUAUAGAAGCUGUCAUCCAUCGAGUUGUCUUCCUGUUGUUUGUGCCAUGUUUUUAGCCAAAAUUUCUCCUAUUUCAGCCCUGUGAAACAAGUAAAAAGGUCCACCAUUUUGUAUAACUCAACCUCGUCCCAAGGUUUUCCGGUUAACGGUUGAAUAAUCUGGCGAUGUUGCCGCACGAUUGAUGUCAUCGGUUCAAUAUGGGAAAAUUCGUCCAAAUUUGGUCAACGGUAGCUGGUUCUGAUGAAUUAUGCAUGUGAUUUUAGCCAAUCAGAAACAGAGCACUAUUUUGAAUGAAUAAUAAGGCCUAUUAAUUUCCCUGCUAACAGUAGAGUGUUCUUUUCAGCUUGGGCUAAACUUCAGAUACAUAACUUUGUGACAGAAAAAAUAUAAAAACUUGUCAAAAAGUUUCAUGGAUAGUCUUUACCAGCUCAAAUUCAAAUCAUACAGAAAUUCAUUUAUGGUGGCACAUGAUUAACUGAACAGUUCCUGGGAUACAUGUAGCUCCUAAAAUUCUCCAAAGUUACUAAUAAAACUCUUACCCUUGUGGAAAAUGGCAUUUUAACAUCAAUAUGACGAGAAUUGCCACCCUCCAAUACCUACAGUCUUUGUAGCCUGAAAACACUGGAUGAAAAAUUAGAUUUACAUGAAAUUUUCUCGGGGCAAAUAUGAUACAAAAUAAUGCAAACUUAAGGGAAACCAUGGGCAAAGAUGGAUAAUACUGCAUUUCCAUCCUAAUUGACAUGAGGCUGACCAAUAUACCAUGGGUUAAGCUAUAGAACAACAUAUUUUAUUUGGUACACUCUGGUCCGAAGGUCAGGUAAAAGUAAGGUAUUGAAGCUUUCAACUGAGUGAAAACUACCCAAGCGUAAACACCUUAGGCUGAGCCGGUCUAUUUUAUUAUGUGAAUGCAGUAUGAACUUCCAGAAGGAAAGUCAUUAAAGCAGCCUCUAAUAGGCACAGUAAUAUAAUGCUACAGCUAAAGCAAGUGGUAAAUACAUUGAAUUCUAAAAUUACAAAAUUUAAUAGUUACACAACAGAUUGUGUAUGCAAUGACUGAGCUCAUCGUUUGUCACCAACAUUGCUCCCAGGGUUCUCUCCAAAAACCUCAGGAACAAGGUUGUGUUGUCACAUGAUUUUCGCCUAUUUAGUGACAUAACAUUAAGUGACUAAAAACUCACUGUCAGUUUACUCACUGAAAUGUCACUUUUUGUCAGAUGACAAUAGUGAAUGCCAUUAAGGUUAACACUAAUGACGACAGUGAUGCUGUAGAAUAGCCUGUGAAUACAACUGUCUCUCUUUGCUUCAUUCAUCAUGGGAUGUGUUGCAGGAGAGACAUGUGCACUUCAACAAUAGAUAUGCUGUACUGAUGGUCUAUUAUUGUAAAAUUUUGAGUUUUUCUUGCAAACAAGUAACAGCAAAACUCCAACACUUCUUGACUGUUUCAUAGUAGAUUCAUCACAUGUCACCUGUAUGACCUUUUUUCUUCUGUCUGUCAUUAGUAAGCAAUAGCUAAAAGAAUAUAAUAACUACAUCAACCAAUCAGAGCUCCUGUCCAGAUUCUGGACAGAUUUUACAUCAUUAGUAUGGCAUUUCACUAAUUUCAGUCGUUGAGACACUGAAGUCUGUCCCGCAAAACGUCCCUGGUAGCAAACAACAAGGAGAGAGGGUUGUAUUUGCAGGCUACCAAUCAAAUGCAUCAUUGUUUGAAUAUUAUGAUCCUUUACACUAGGUCAGGCCUAAUGAGCAUUUAUGGCUUUUCUAUGACUCCAGUAAUGAUAAUAAAACUUCCAAGCAAGUUUCCUUGCUUGGCAUUUGAUUUUUUGUUUUUUGUUUGUCUCAUUUGAGGUUCUUCACAUGCUGCCAUGGGAGGAGGAAUGGUAUAAAGAAAUGUGUGAGUGGGCUGAAGGCAAAGAUUGAACCAUGUCAAACACAGCAGGCUUGAUCUUGUUGUCUCUGAUUGUUAACUGAAUCGCCAUGGAGAAAGAAUCUCUCUAUGUAUAUAGUGUCACAUUCUUCUAAAAAGUCACAUGAAUUGUGUAAAUCCCACUCUUGUGAAGCGAG